CAAAUGCUUACGGUUUAGCGCGAGCUUUUUUCCUCCGAGCUCUGACAGACUCUCUCUAGGUCUCCCGCCUGUUCACACAAAUCUGCCAGCCAUGGUUCUCGAGGCAACAAUGAUAUGCAUCGAUAACUCAGAAUGGAUGCGAAACGGCGAUUACUUGCCCUCCCGAUUCGAAGCCCAAGCCGACGCCGUUAAUCUCAUCUGUGGUGCCAAAACCCAGUCUAAUCCGGAGAACACAGUUGGGAUUUUGACAAUGGCGGGCAAAGGGGUUCGUGUAUUGGCCACUCCGACCUCUGAUCUCGGAAAGAUUUUGGGUUGCAUGCACGGUCUUGAAAUGGGGGGUGAGAUAAACAUAGUGGCUGCAAUACAGGUUGCGCAGUUGGCUCUGAAGCAUCGCCAAAACAAACAUCAGCAGCAAAGGAUUAUAGUUUUUGCUGGAAGUCCUGUCAAUUAUGACAAGAAAGUGUUGGAGACGAUUGGCAAGAAAUUGAAAAAGAACAGUGUAGCUAUUGAUAUUAUUGAUUUCGGUGAAGAGGAUGAUGGGAAGCCCGAGAAGUUGGAAGCCCUGCUUACUGCUGUUAAUAAUAAUGGCAGCAGUCAUAUAGUUCAUGUUUCUCCUGGUCCAAAUGCUCUCUCUGAUGUGCUUCUCAGUACUCCUGUUUUUACUGGAGAUGGGGAAGGAGGAAGUGACUUUGCAGUGGCAGCAGCAGCUGGUAGUGCUUCUGGCUUUGAUUUUGGCGUAGACCCCAACAUAGAUCCUGAGCUGGCUCUUGCCCUUAGAGUUUCUUUAGAAGAGGAGAGGGCAAGGCAAGAAGCUGCUGCAAGAAGGGCUGCCGAGGAAGCUUCUAGACAAGAAAAAGGAGAGGAACCAUCAUCCAAUGCAGAAGAUGCAACUACAGCAGAACAUGGGAACAUUGCAGAUCCUGAAGAAAACAAGGAUGCCAGUGAUGAGAUGGAUGAUGAGAAUCCUGAGGAGGCUCAAGCUAUGUCCAUCGAUAUCUCUGGAUCUGAUCUCUCUGUGGGUGAUGCUGAGAUGACAUUGGAAAUUACUGAGGAUCGGGAGCUGAUCUUAGCUCUUGAAAUGUCCAUGCAGGAAGGCGAAGAUGAUCAUCAAUCGGCCGCUGAGUCACUUGUAAGCAAGGUGUUGGAGGAUCAGGCCGUUGUGUCAUCUAUCCUUGCAUCAAUUCCAGGAGUUGACCCUGAUGAUCCGUCAGUACAAGAAAUUCUUGCAUCUCUGCGAAGUCAUUUUGAGAAGAAGAAUGAAGAUGAGACACCAAAUGAGGACGAUUGAACAUGCUAUUACACUACCGCUGAAUCUUCUUUGAGGUAAUGGGUUCUUUAUCCCCGAGGAAGGCUUCUAUGUCUAUUGGGAGGACAGUACAAGAAACAGAUACAGGAGCUCUUAGUCAUGGAAAUAGAAGUCUUGAAUUUUGCAUAGAAAAUCACAAGCUUGGAGCAGCUUGAUUAAAUUGCAAUUACUUUGUUAUUACUUCCAAACAUUUUGAGCUAUGUGAUUAAUUGUCUUCAACUCCAUGCUUGAUAUAUGAUUGCUUCUAUGGAAGAGAAAAAACAGGGCAUAGUGAUACUUUGGAUCUCUC
Molecule: messenger RNA, 1595 nt
Organism: Alnus glutinosa
Lineage: Eukaryota; Viridiplantae; Streptophyta; Magnoliopsida; Fagales; Betulaceae
Product: 26S proteasome non-ATPase regulatory subunit 4 homolog
Exons: 11
Coding region: 92-1288 (398 amino acids)
Biological process (GO): proteasome-mediated ubiquitin-dependent protein catabolic process
Cellular component (GO): nucleus; cytosol; proteasome regulatory particle, base subcomplex
Molecular function (GO): polyubiquitin modification-dependent protein binding
Source: RefSeq, a predicted model, not a curated record